Pseudoliparis swirei is the source of this 1202-nucleotide messenger RNA. RefSeq names its product abraxas 1, BRCA1 A complex subunit (gene abraxas1). The transcript has 9 exons. NCBI's taxonomy places the organism in Eukaryota, Metazoa, Chordata, Actinopteri, Perciformes, Liparidae. Bases 23 to 1051 code for a protein of 342 amino acids. Gene Ontology annotation, biological process: protein K63-linked deubiquitination; attachment of spindle microtubules to kinetochore; mitotic spindle assembly. Gene Ontology annotation, cellular component: nucleus. The record is from RefSeq and is a predicted model, not a curated record. Gene Ontology annotation, molecular function: microtubule binding; polyubiquitin modification-dependent protein binding.
GCGCUCCGACACAAGCAGCAUCAUGGCGGACCCGACGCUGCGGCUGUCCGGCAUCGUCUUCUCCUCGCUGGCGCUCCAGCACGUGAACCGGGACUCCGACGUGGAGGGUCUGAUCCUGGGCGAGAGCCGGUUUGAGGAGCAGGUCACCAUCAGCGACUCUCAGGCCGACCAGAUCCACAUCGAGGAGAUCUACAAUGUCCAGAAGCACAUCAGCUGCCUCCACCUGAACCUCUUCUACAACAGUGUUGGGGACGUGGACGUUGGCUCUGUGAACAGAAUCCUGGCCGACAAUCAGCAGGCGAACGUGAUUGGCUGGUACAAGCAGCGCAGGAACUCGGCUCAGCAGAUGAGCUUCAGGGAGAAGCUGCUGCACGAGAACCUGAAGGCGUCUCUGGAGAACCCGCACAUGGUGUUCCUGCUGCUGACGCCCAGCUGCUCCACCCCCACAGGCUCCACCCACAAGAUGGAGUACGCCGCCUUCAUCUCGCGCAGCAGGCGCUUCCUGAAGGUGCCCGUGCUCCUCAACAACCUGGGGGUCCUGGAGCAGCUCGCCUACUGGAGGGCGUCGGCGCCGUGCGCUGCGGCCGGGUUCCACCGCGCCACCAGCACUCACAGCUCCAGGUUCUUCUCCUCCAGCGGGCCCCUGAGGGCCGUGAGCGACGUGAACGCCAUGAACGACUCGCUGCAGCUGGAGCUGCAGGAGGCGAGCAGGAAGCUGGAGCAGAGUGAGCGUCUGGUAGAAACUUUGCAGUCGGAUGUUUCGGCUCUCAGGAGGAAACUCAGCGAGAAGAAAAAGAGUGACGCAGGAAACGGUGGCCCGGUGGACCAGGUCCUCCACGAGGCCUUCAGGGCCGUGCUGAGUUGUCCUCUGUGUCACACACACACACACACGUUGACCCUGGAGGCGUUUCCUGUUCCUGGCGUCUCCCAACAGGAAGUGGACGAUGGGACGAGCGCUCCUGAAACGGCGUCCCCAAUGCGUCCCGGCAGGAGAGCAGGGGGGACGCUGGUGGGGACGGACAGGAAGCGCCGGAGGAGCCCUUCAGAAUAAAAUGUUUCACAUGUUCAUGUUCAGAUUAACUCUUUAUAAACCGCUCCAGAUUCUUUAAAUCAUUUGUUCUUUUUUCAUUCAUAGAAAAUAUGAAAGUAUAAAGUGACGAUAAUAAGAACCUUUAAUAAACACUCGUCGUCUUUAAUAUUCA